UGUCAGCACUUAAAGUUCUGGACUUUUGAAGGACUUUAGAUGAAGAUCUGGAAACAUUUUGUUGAAAAUGUCAUUAUGUUAAAGAUCCUGCAGGCUGCUGUGAUGAGAUCAUUGAGAACGGCUCCUCCUCUUCCUCUGGUCUUUCUGCUCAUGACUGCUGGAGCUUUUGGAGCAGAGUGGAGUGUGAAGUACAACCAACAGGAAAUCUGUGCUUUAAAAGGAUCCACAGUGUUUAUGAACGGAACUUUUACUCACCCAGAAGGUCUCACAGUGACAGAGACUUUCUGGUUCAUACACCCAGUUAAGGGUGUGAAGAAGACUGAUCUGAGUAAAGACCCAGAUUAUUCAGGCAGAGUCGAGUUUUUCACUGAUGAUCAGAAACACUUCUCCCUCAAACUGAGUGAUGUGAUGAAGAAGGAUGAACAUCAGUUCUGCUUCAGAAUCAUAAAAAAUGUAAAUAAAAAAAGAGGGUGGGGUAAACCUGGAGUUCAGCUCAGAGUUACAGAGCUCCAUGUAGAAGCUCCUGAAGAAGUGACCGAGGGAGAAACAGCAGAUCUGACAUGUAAGACCACCUGCAGUCUGACUGACCCAACAUUCAUCUGGUACAAAAAUGGACGUCCUUUAACCACAAAGACCAUCAAGAACAACCAGCUCCACCUGCAGACGGUCAGCAGUGAGGAUGCAGGCAGUUAUAGCUGUGCUGUAGGAGGAUCUCAACACCUCCGCACUACUGCUCACAGCCUCAGAAUCCUCCAAAGACCGUCUCAGUGUCCAUCUGUUCCUCUGGUGAAAUAG
Pygocentrus nattereri (red-bellied piranha) is the source of this 795-nucleotide messenger RNA. RefSeq lists its product as uncharacterized. The transcript is spliced from 4 exons. NCBI's taxonomy places the organism in Eukaryota, Metazoa, Chordata, Actinopteri, Characiformes, Serrasalmidae. The coding region runs from base 40 to 795 and encodes 251 amino acids. The record is from RefSeq and is a predicted model, not a curated record.